Molecule: messenger RNA, 1506 nt
Organism: Octodon degus (degu)
Lineage: Eukaryota; Metazoa; Chordata; Mammalia; Rodentia; Octodontidae
Gene: Kctd9
Product: potassium channel tetramerization domain containing 9
Exons: 12
Coding region: 235-1404 (389 amino acids)
Biological process (GO): intracellular signal transduction; protein homooligomerization
Molecular function (GO): protein binding
Source: RefSeq, a predicted model, not a curated record
GGGGGAAGGGCCCCGGGCCGGCUGAGGAGCCUAGGGGCGGGGUGGGAGGAGGACCGGCCAACCCCGGGGUGUGGGACUUGAGUACGUGUGUGGUGUGUCCCGUAGAGAAGGAAGGUGGCGAAGGGUGGAGAGCCCGAGUGGGUGGAGGGAGGGGAAGGGCGGGAGGAGAAAAAGGUGGGAGGAGGGCCAGGUGGGAGGGUGGCGGCUCACUCGGGACCCCACGGGGGCAGCGCGAUGAGGCGGGUGACCCUGUUCCUGAACGGCAGCCCCAAGAACGGCAAGGUGGUUGCUGUGUAUGGAACUUUGUCUGAUUUGCUUUCUGUGGCCAGCAGUAAACUCGGUAUAAAAGCCACGAGUGUGUAUAAUGGGAAAGGUGGACUGAUUGAUGAUAUUGCUUUGAUCAGGGAUGAUGAUGUUUUGUUUGUGUGUGAAGGAGAGCCAUUUAUUGAUCCUCAGACAGAUUCUAAGCCACCGGAAGGAUUGUUAGGACCCCACACAGACUGGCUAACAUUAAAUGUUGGAGGGCGGUACUUUACAACCACACGGAGCACUUUAGUGAAUAAAGAACCUGACAGUAUGCUGGCCCACAUGUUCAAGGACAAAGGUGUCUGGGGAAAUAAGCAAGAUCACAGAGGAGCGUUCCUAAUUGAUCGGAGUCCUGAGUACUUCGAGCCCAUCCUGAACUACUUGCGUCACGGCCAGCUCAUCGUCAACGAUGGCAUUAACUUGCUGGGAGUGUUAGAAGAAGCCAGAUUUUUUGGAAUUGAUUCAUUGAUUGAACACCUAGAAGUGGCAAUAAAGAAUUCCCAACCACCAGAGGACCAUUCACCAAUAUCCCGAAAGGAAUUCGUUCGGUUUCUGCUAGCAACUCCAACUAAGUCAGAAUUGCGUUGCCAGGGUUUAAACUUCAGUGGUGCUGAUCUUUCUCGUUUGGACCUUCGAUACAUUAACUUCAAGAUGGCCAAUUUAAGCCGCUGCAACCUUGCACAUGCAAAUCUCUGCUGCGCGAAUCUUGAGCGAGCUGAUCUUUCUGGAUCAGUGCUUGAUUGCGCUAACCUCCAGGGAGUCAAGAUGCUCUGUUCUAAUGCAGAAGGUGCAUCCCUGAAGCUCUGUAACUUUGAGGAUCCUUCUGGGCUUAAAGCCAAUUUAGAAGGUGCUAAUCUGAAAGGUGUGGACAUGGAAGGAAGUCAGAUGACGGGAAUCAACCUGAGAGUUGCUACCUUAAAAAAUGCAAAGCUGAAGAACUGUAACCUCAGAGGAGCAACUCUGGCCGGAACUGACUUAGAGAACUGUGAUCUGUCUGGCUGCGACCUUCAGGAAGCCAACCUGAGAGGGUCCAACGUAAAGGGGGCCAUAUUUGAAGAGAUGCUGACACCACUCCAUAUGUCACAGAGUGUCAGAUGAGAGUUUUGGGGAGGAAGAUAGCCGGAUGACAGAUGUUCUCCUUAUCGUCUUGUUUCUCUACCCAUUCAGUUGUCUAGAAGAUAUAACACUGUAAGAGAAUUU